Messenger RNA from Trichobilharzia regenti, 2700 nucleotides. The record is from the annotation of a GenBank genome assembly. NCBI's taxonomy places the organism in Eukaryota, Metazoa, Platyhelminthes, Trematoda, Strigeidida, Schistosomatidae.
AUGUCAGUGAAUUCUCCUCAAAUCCAGUACAUUGAAGAGUUGUUAGAUCGUCUCUUUCGGGGUAUUUUGUCCGCUAAAUUGGAAGAUCUGAAAGUUCUUUCAAGUACAAUACCAAUUUCCGGAAAAAUAAGUUUCGCCGACUCAAAAAUUACUCAUGGCGAAGCACUUUAUUUGUUCUGUCGUCUUGAACGUGAUUAUUCAUCCUUGCAAAUAUUUCCAAACAAAUCUUUAUUUUCCAGAAAAGAUGAUUGUCUAACGUCGUAUAAUUCGCUGCGUAAUGGAUUCGAUAGUGUUUGUAACAUUCCUAAUUCACUAAAUAUUCAGUAUGAAUUUGCUGUUCAUAUGCAGACGCUUACUGCCGCUCGUGGUCAGUUAGUAACACUAUAUCGAAAUUUUACAGAGAAUCCUUUAUUUUUGAUUACAAAGUGUACUACAGCGAUUAAAUCUGUCUCAGAUAUACUAAGUAGACUUUCUACAAUUGAUGGAAAUGUUUUUACAAAAGCGUUUUCCUAUAUUUCACAAAUAAUCAAACAGGAAGUUAUUAUUCUUCGUGAAUUGAUAAGUGCUCAAAAUGCAAUAUCAGAUCUUAUGUUUCUGGAGUCAUUGCUUUGUUUAGAUCGAGCAAAAACCGGUAUACAUGAAUUCAACAAACUUUUUGUUUCUCAGGGCGUUAUUCCACUCGGUAGACAACCUGCGAUUGUUUCAUGGCUUGAAGGCUUUUAUGCGAAUUUAUUAAGUAAAUAUACAUUAUACUGGUUUGAAAUUUUAACUCGUUCUGUAUCUGGUCUACAUGAAAUCGAAGCUACAGUGAAAUCGGAAAAUCCAGAUUUAGUCAAUAGCAUUAUACAUUUCCAACAAGAAACUAAUGCGUUAAACAUUUCCCUACUGUUUGAUACAACUUGUCAGUCGUUUGCAUUCCUUGGACAUGGUUAUGUGUUGAGAGGUUCCGUUGGUGAUGCCCCAAAAGGCAUUGGUAGUAUUCCGCCAAUUUUUACUGCUCCAUUGGGUAGUUGUUUAUCUCCAGUCGACGUGUAUACAAUUGUGAUGCAAAUCAACAGUACACUUCAUCAUGGAAGUGAUGAUGAAAACGAUAAUCUUAAUGAAUUACUAAAACAACCACGUUAUGUAUACGAUGAAAAGCUGUCGCAUACAUAUUACAUUAAAAAAAUAGAGCGUCGUGUAUACUUAGCACUAGUUUAUGAAGGUUUAAAAUCUCCAAAAGAUAAAUCAAUCAACGAGUUUAUAUCAAUGCUUACAGAGACAGUGUGUUUACAUCAAGUUGUUAAUCUAUUAAGACAACGUCAACAAACAUCCGCCUCAUCAUCAUCAUCUGAACGAAACUAUCUACGAUCCUUGUUUUUUCACUAGUUUAUCAGGGUUUGUUUGCUUAUUUUUAUUUAUUUUUUUGAUAAUGCAUUGGAUUUCUUUUAUACUUCUGUUAAUUUGGAUGAUUUCUGCAUCAUAAAAAUUAUCCCUGUAUUUCUCAACCUCGUAGAGAGGAGAAAAACGUGUAUAUAGUUGUAUAGUUUUAUAUCGUAUAUAAGAACGAGAUAUAAAGUAGUGUGAACGUACAUGUCUUCCUUCUAUUAACAAUAAUAAUAAUAAAAGUAUAUUCUCAUUUUUUGUACAUAAAGGACGCCAGUUUACAGGUGUCAUCAAUAUGAUAAAUUACACAUACGAUUAGUAGGCAUAUUCAAUAAUAAUAAUAGUAUGAUAAAAUACAUACGUAUUCCCACCUAUGUAGAACACACCAAUUGUACAGGCAUAGAUAAGUAUUAUUUGAAUUAGAUCCUGAUCUCUGGCUCUACUCUAAUAUAUAUAUAUAUAUAUAUAUAUAUGUUUGGCAGGUUCAUCAUCAUUUUCCGAGCAUUAUGCAGCAUGGUUAAGCAUAAGGUUGACGUUAUUACUGCGUUUAAAAUUAUUUAUCGCAUUCCGACUAACUUUAAUUUUGCUUUACGAGUUCGUCUCCUACAUAGAGCUGAAGCAAUAGAAAUCCACUUGAAGAAGGCAAACCUUUGUAUUCGGAAGAAAUUCUCAUUAACAAAAACAUCCAAGUAUGUUUUGGAUGUAUUACAUAUAAUUGGGUGAAAAAUGAAGCUUGAAGACAUUUCCCUCAUAUAACUUUGGUGUGUACAAAAUGGAAUCUUAUUGUUGAUUUAUGUCCAAAUUGGGUAUUAAUUUAAGAAUAAGUGAUAUACUUGUAUAGUGUUCUCAGCAUUUUCAUCGUAAGUAACACCCGAAGUGAAUUGAACUCAACGAAGACUAAUAAUAAUGAUAUUUUUCUUAUAUUUUCUUAUAAAUGGUUGUCUACAAGAAAUGCAAGCAAUUUUUACAGGCAAGAUCAGUCAUGUUAUAAGUUACAAUCGUGAAGUAUUAUAAAUUAAUGCUUUCGCAUUGGUAUAAAGGUAUAUUUCACAACUGUAAUCCAGGAUGCGUCGUGGGGGAGGGUAAUGUGUAAUUCACGAGGCAGUUGUAGGAUACGGGACUGAUAAUGCUUGCAGAUCGUCAGUCAUUAUAAGUGGUCAAAUAUCUACAUUCUUCAUGCUAAUUAAAAAUGCCAAAUAGAAGCUAAAAUGUUGAGAGAGAAGACAGAAGAAAAACGACAGCAGCACAGGAGAAUGCAAGUGGAUUCCUCAAGGAGUGAUAUAUACUGUAAAAGUAACUAUGAUUAUUUUGGUACACAAACUAACUAGUCCCGUU